AUGCGAAAAGCUGCAUUUGCCGUUUGCCAACGACUAUCCAACCAAUUACGACUAACCACACCUUCUCACCACCGUCAUCAUCCCCUGCUCUCAUCCACCACCAGCAUCAUGACUGCCACCGUCCGCAACGAUCCCAUAGUCCCCACUUCCCCACCAGCAGCAAAGCGUCUCAAAACCGACACCAACGUUCCUGAGGAGGCGACCUCUUCCUCUUCCACCACCACAACCACAACAAAAGACACCUCCACUACCGCAGAAGGAAACACCACGACCAAUUCCGCCACCAGAACCACAACAACAGCCACCACAAUGGCCGCCGAACCUGCUGCCGUCCCCUCCCUCCAAGUGAAGAAGUUGUCCUCCACCGCCCGGCUGCCCACACGGGGAUCUGCUUUCGCGGCGGGAUAUGAUCUUUAUGCGUCAAAGGACACGACUAUUCCUGCGAGGGGAAAGGCGCUGGUUGAUACGGAUAUUAGCAUUGCUGUUCCGGCUAAUACAUACGGGCGCAUCGCCCCCCGCUCCGGCCUGGCCGCGAAGCACUUUAUCGACACCGGCGCCGGUGUCAUCGACGCUGACUACCGCGGUCCGGUCAAGGUUCUCUUGUUCAACCAUGCCGAUUCCGACUUUGAGGUCAAGGAGGGGGAUCGGAUCGCGCAGCUGAUUGUGGAACGGAUUUUUACCCCCGAGGUGGUGGAGGUUCAGGAGUUGGAGGAGAGCGUGAGGGGGGCGGGGGGGUUUGGGAGUACGGGGGGUUUUGGGGCGGCUGCUGCUCCUGUCGUUAACUAG
Molecule: messenger RNA, 786 nt
Organism: Podospora anserina S mat+
Lineage: Eukaryota; Fungi; Ascomycota; Sordariomycetes; Sordariales; Podosporaceae
Exons: 2
Coding region: 1-786 (261 amino acids)
Biological process (GO): dUTP catabolic process; dUMP biosynthetic process
Molecular function (GO): magnesium ion binding; dUTP diphosphatase activity
Source: RefSeq, a predicted model, not a curated record